Chironomus riparius is the source of this 731-nucleotide messenger RNA. NCBI's taxonomy places the organism in Eukaryota, Metazoa, Arthropoda, Insecta, Diptera, Chironomidae. The record is from the annotation of a GenBank genome assembly.
UACAAAGUAAGGAAAAGAAGAACCAACGACUAGUAAAUAUUUUGAUCCGCAACUCGUAAAGGCAGAAAAUUAUUUUUUCAAUCGCAAUGGCUUUUCAAAUUCCAUUAAUGCGAAGAGACUAUGACAUCUACAAGAUGAAUAAUGGACGUACCCGUUCAUUAUCAAAUGGCAAGUCAAAUAGCCACAGUCGUAAAGUGUCAGAGUCAACAUCCAUGUCAGCAUCUCCAGGACAUGAAUCAUUUCUAAGUCCACGUCGUACAGCAAGUUGUGUUGCACCUAAUCGAAAUCAUUUCUCACGUGUCAACUCACGUACAUCACAAUCAUCAUUAGUGAUGGGAAAUGGACGAAGUUAUUCGAUGAAGGACACAACAUCACCGCCAAGAGCUAAAGUUGCUGACAGCCAGAACAGCUUGAAUAAGUUCCAUAAUCGAUUGGUCGACAGAUUAUGCAAGGCUUUCAAGAAAAGCUCGUCAAGAGAAGAGACACGAUCAUGAAAAUCGCAUUCAGUCGACCUUUCAUCACCAUUAAGGCGUCCAUCAUCAGAUGUAAGUAAGAAAUUAGUGAGUGCUUCAAGUGCUGAAAUAGCUGCCUUAGAACGUCAGUUCAAGUUAAUACAAACGGAUUCAGAAGAUGAAAGUUCCGACGUCGAAGAUCAGCAUCAGUGCAGUGAGAAGUUUAUUCUAAUUUGAAUUGCUUUAAAUAAAAUAAUAAUCAGCAUAAAAUAUUCAUAC